Molecule: messenger RNA, 1776 nt
Organism: Pestalotiopsis fici W106-1
Lineage: Eukaryota; Fungi; Ascomycota; Sordariomycetes; Amphisphaeriales; Sporocadaceae
Exons: 2
Coding region: 1-1776 (591 amino acids)
Cellular component (GO): Set1C/COMPASS complex
Molecular function (GO): protein binding; transcription cis-regulatory region binding
Source: RefSeq, a predicted model, not a curated record
AUGGCGACUGAAGCCGAUUCCCCUCAGGGAGAAUCGACUACUCCCAAUCCCCCAGUCAGUAUCCAGGCCAACACUCCAGCCACUUCGCUGCCACAGAAACGCGCACUGGAAGACGACCAUGUGCCUGCGGUAUCCUCGCCAUUGAACCCAAACCCAGAACCAAAAUUGAACAAGACGCAAUCGCAUGAUGACACCCCAGCCAUGUCGAGGGAAAAGCGCACGAAAAAGGAGUCGUUGAAGAAGAGAGAGUCCAAGGGUGUUACCAUCGCUGAGCCCGGCAGCUCGAGAGCUACACCCGAGCCAAAGGGCAAGAACAACAAGGAGCCACCCGCCAAUGAGUCUUCUCCGAUGCGCUAUAAGCUGGCGCCUCCGAAACCUGGAGACUUUGAACCGGCUCGUGGUCCAUUGUUUACCCAUCACCACGAUGUGACCGCACUUCAUGGCUCGACUGUCGCAUUCCAUGAGACCUCGGAACAUGUCUACAAUAAAAAGAACUUCCACUACCUACACUGUAUAGCCGACCCUGCCUUCCCAUCUUCCUUUUACUAUCGCCAAACCGAGCCGGAACCCCACGGGGCGCACAUGAGCUUCGAGGAUGCGGCCACCCACAUGUUUUUUGAUCAGUCGGGUCGACAUAUUACAACAGACAAGGGUUUUCGCAUGGCCAGAGCAAAUGUGGCCGUACGGCAAGGCAGAUGGUACUGGGAGUGCAGGAUUACUAGAGGCACACUAAAGAGGGAAGACGGAGCCAAGGUUGAGUCGCAUGGCCAUGUGCGCCUUGGGUUCGCCAGACGAGAAGCCUCCCUUGAUGCGCCCGUCGGCUUUGACGCAUACAGCUACGGAAUCCGCGAUGUGCAGGGCCAAAAAGUGCACAUGUCACGGCCCAAAGACUUUUUCCCACCCGGUGAGGACAUGGCAGAGGGCGACGUAAUAGGACUCGAGAUACAGCUGCCCUCGGAGCAGCUACAUCGCAAGGUCGUUCAAGGACACUACAAUCCUGCAGUGGACAUUACGGAUGAUGAAAUCCCCACGGCAGAGGGGCCCAACAUCGUGCGCGACCGCAUACCAAUCCGUUUCAAGGCGCAUAUUUACUUUGAAAAGAUUGACUACCACACCACCAAGGAGUUGGAGGACCUCAUGAAUCCGUCACCUGUCGGCGCAUCUGGCUCGGCCCAUAACUCGGACGGGCCGAAUCCAGUACAUCCUGUGCCGGCACUGCGCACGCUACCAAAGUCAUGCAUCAAAGUUUAUAAGAACGGUGUGCUAAUGGGCACACCAUUCACAGAUCUCUUGGCCUUCCUACCACCGGCAUCAAAACCACAGGCGCAGGUCGGUGCACGGGAAGGCCUCGACGAUGGCAUGCUUGGCUACUAUCCCGCCAUUAGUGUUUUCAGGGGAGGUGCUGCCGAAGUGAACUUUGGGCCCGACUUUUGGUAUCCGCCCCCGGGCUAUGGUAAACUUACCACAGAGCCAAUCACGACACAACACAGCGAAGACGUGGAGAUGACGAAUGACUCUGUAGACGUGGUAGCGACAACUACGGCUCCUGCAGAUGGCGAGCCGACACCUCAAGGGGACCUUAAACCUCUCUCGGAGAGGUACAUUGAGCAGAUAGCCGAGGAUAUCGUGGCCGACAUUGUGGACGAAGUCGACUUCUGGAUGCAAGAUGGCGCGAGGGUGAUCGACCGCACGGGCGGACGUGAUGAGAAAGCCGAUGUUAGUGUUGGAAUUGCUCCUGGCAGAGAAGAGAUUAAGGAGCUGGUUCAGGACGACUAG